This is a messenger RNA of Coccinella septempunctata (seven-spotted ladybird), 2152 nucleotides long. RefSeq names its product probable citrate synthase 2, mitochondrial (gene kdn). The record is from RefSeq and is a predicted model, not a curated record. The coding region runs from base 142 to 1539 and encodes 465 amino acids. Gene Ontology annotation, cellular component: mitochondrial matrix. NCBI's taxonomy places the organism in Eukaryota, Metazoa, Arthropoda, Insecta, Coleoptera, Coccinellidae. Gene Ontology annotation, biological process: carbohydrate metabolic process; citrate metabolic process; tricarboxylic acid cycle. The transcript is spliced from 7 exons.
GGCAAAGGUCCGAGAAACGGUUUCAGUAGAGGUGGGUGCUCAAAAGUGAACAUUUUGGUUGGUUGCGUGUCAAGCGGGAAUAGUUGUGCUUUGACUGAAAAAUAGUCCAGCAAUAUUUUGCAAAACAACUCCUAUAUAAAAAUGGCCACUUUAUUUCACAGAUCUGGCAUCAAAUUUCUUGAAUGUGGGAAACUUUCCCAAGCAUCAAGUAUCUUGCGCCAACUUAGCGAUGCCUCCACCGAUCUCAAAGCUAUCCUCGCCGCAAAAAUACCCAAAGAACAAGAAAGGGUGAAAAAUUUCCGAAAAAACCAUGGAAACACCAAAGUAGGUGAAGUAACAGUCGACAUGAUGUACGGAGGUAUGCGUGGAAUCAAGGGGUUGGUAUGCGAGACCUCAGUUUUGGAUCCUGAUGAAGGUAUCAGGUUCAGAGGUUUCAGUAUCCCUGAAUGCCAGAAGCUCCUCCCUAAAGCUCCUGGUGGUGAGGAACCCCUUCCCGAAGGGUUGUUCUGGCUUUUGAUAACUGGAGAUGUACCUACUGAGGCACAGGUGAAAGCAAUAUCCAAGGAGUGGGCUGAACGCGCAGAACUUCCAUCCCAUGUGGUCACCCUCUUGAAUAACCUACCAUCAAAUGUUCACCCAAUGUCUCAACUCUCAGCAGCUAUGACCGUACUGAACAGCGAGAGUAAAUUCGCUAAGGCAUACGCCAGUGGCGUCCACAAGUCAAAAUACUGGGAAUACACCUAUGAAGAUGCUAUGGAUCUCAUUGCAAAGCUACCAGUUGUGGCAGCCACCAUUUACAGGAACACCUUCAGAGAGGGCUCUGGCAUUGGAGCUAUCGACACAUCCAAGGAUUGGAGUCAUAACUUCACCACCAUGUUGGGAUACGAUAACCCUGAAUUCAUUGAACUAAUGAGACUAUACCUGACAAUUCACAGUGAUCAUGAAGGUGGAAAUGUAUCAGCUCACACAGUGCAUUUGGUUGGGUCUGCACUAAGCGAUCCUUACCUUUCUUUCGCUGCUGGUAUGAAUGGGUUGGCCGGGCCACUUCACGGUCUCGCAAACCAAGAGGUGUUGGUUUGGUUGCAAAAGCUGCGACAACAGGUUGGAGAUAAAGCCACUGAAGAUCAACUCAAAGAUUUCAUUUGGAAAACUCUCAAGUCUGGACAGGUUGUACCUGGUUAUGGACAUGCCGUACUAAGGAAGACUGAUCCUAGGUACACCUGUCAGAGAGAAUUUGCUCUUAAACAUCUUCCCAAUGAUCCCUUAUUCCAGUUGGUAUCGAACGUCUACAAAGUUGUGCCCCCAAUACUUUUGGAAUUGGGCAAAGUUAAGAACCCCUGGCCUAAUGUAGAUGCCCAUUCCGGUGUACUUUUGCAGUAUUAUGGUCUUAAAGAAAUGAACUACUACACCGUACUCUUUGGAGUAUCCAGAGCUCUUGGUGUAUUGUCCUCCCUUGUUUGGGACCGUGCCCUUGGUUUACCCAUUGAAAGACCAAAAUCCAUGUCCACUGAUGGUCUGAUGAAAGCUCUUAAAGCAUAAUGAAUAAACCAAGAAGAAUUCACAAUGGGCCUGCUGACAACUGACAAGAUAGAAAUGAUAGGAGUACAUUUUCAGACAAUAGGACUAAUUAUUAGAUAGCAGGUCUAUUUUGAAACAGAUAAUUUCAGUUUUUAAUAGGUUUUUUCAAGAACGUAUUCAUAAAUUGAAAUUCUGAUUAUGUACUUCAACACCAUUUGUUAGUGGCGAAAAUUUCAGUUCAAUAUUCCGACAAUUGCUCAUUCACAUUACGUUAAUCUGCCACUAGAAAUUAGAAGUUUAGUUUUGAACAAUAUCCGCAUUUUUUGGUACUUAUAAUGUUGAAAAUCAUUUUCAACCUAAUUGACAGUCGUAUCUUUCAUUUCCAGUUUCUCAAGAAUGUACAGAUUUCAGGUUAAGCGUUUUAUUUAUUUAUUUAAAUGCGAUUAGCGUUUCUCCCUAAACAAAAAAAGCCAUUUUAACCAUCUACAAGAUUAGCAUUGCGAUGUAAAUUUUGUUAUGGAAUAUUUUCCUACCAUUUUCCAGAUUGUAUACAUGGAAAUUUAUAAUCUUCUAAGAUUGUUCACUUGCAAACCUUGAAUUCAAGGAGAUUUUAAAAAUAAAAUUACUUAAAUAU